AUGGGGCGCUGGUCCCCCAAGUGUGGCUCCCAGCAUGUGGCUGGUGGGCCAGGUAGAUUGUCAUAUAAGCAGCAGGAGACCAGGCUGGCCCGCCAUGCUGUCCGCCUCCACAGGCUGCUCCUCACCUGGCCGCGGGGGACCGCCGCCCGUCCAGGUCAGCACCUCACAGCACUGACGCCAGGCAGUGAGCCACCCUGUGCUGUCCUGGGGGCUGAGGAGGCCCCUCCACAACUUCUAACAUCACUGGGGGUGGGGGGCCCAGACUCCCAGCAGAUUGCCCCAUCACCACACCGCACACCCCAUGGAGUCAAGCAUGACCUGGGCAGAGCCGGCUCAGAAGCUGUCAGCAGUCCUGACAUCUGA
Molecule: messenger RNA, 363 nt
Organism: Rangifer tarandus platyrhynchus (Svalbard reindeer)
Lineage: Eukaryota; Metazoa; Chordata; Mammalia; Artiodactyla; Cervidae
Source: the annotation of a GenBank genome assembly